Molecule: messenger RNA, 2308 nt
Organism: Acanthaster planci (crown-of-thorns starfish)
Lineage: Eukaryota; Metazoa; Echinodermata; Asteroidea; Valvatida; Acanthasteridae
Product: actin-5-like
Source: RefSeq, a predicted model, not a curated record
CAAAACGCUUUGAAACUCCAGCAAUCGGUGUAACAACAGACUUUCCCCCUUUUGAAUGGCGCCAUUUCUUUGCGCACUUUUAGAGAAAACAGUAUGGGUAAAGUUCAAAAUGUGUAAAAGUGCCUGCGUAACUGUGUCGCAAGCCAGGGGCACCGUUGAUGCCAACACCGCCACAAGAAGUGAUUGUUGGUGAUUCUCUCGCAGGGUGUAAAGUACAGUUACAUGUAUAUCUCGAAAACUUACAUUCAUUGAUCCAACAUGGCCAAGACAAGUAGCCGUGCUGUGGUUAUCCAGAGCGGGUCCUGCUCGUGUAAAGCGGGCUUAUCUGGUCAGGACUUCCCGAGUACCGUUUUCCCUUCUGUGGUCGGCAGGCCUCGUUUCAAGGGAAUCACUCCGGGCGUGGGGCAGAAGGCUUGCUUCGUGGGUCACGAAGCUCUUCAGAGGAGGAACGUGGUCUCACUGAAAAGUCCCAUUGAACGAGGGUCGGUCCGAGACUGGGACGGGCUGGAGAGGAUCUGGCAUCACACCUUCGAAAACGAACUACGGGUGCCACCGGAAGAGCACCCGGUGUUACUGACAGAGACGCCGCUCAGUCCGAAUGAGAGAAGAGAAAAGAUGGCACAGAUACUGUUUGAAACCUUCAACGUGCCUGCCUUGUACUUGGCUAAUCAGGCCAAACUGUCCAUGUGUUCAUCUGGUAGGCUCACCGGUAUGGUUGUCCAUAUCGGUCACGGCGCAUCAUAUGUUGUACCCAUCUCCGAGGGAUUCGCAGUGAAGCACGCCACCUUGCGAGUCGACACGGCGGGGCAAGAUCUGACCGAGUAUCUGUUGGACGUGCUUUUUGCCCGUGGAUUGAUUGCUAAAACGCCAGCUGAUUAUGAACUCGCCCGAGGCAUCAAAGAACACCUGUGCCGUGUCUCACUCAACUUCCCGCAAGAAGUAACCAGCCUUGCAACAGACAUGUCGCUGGGAAAGGACUACCGCCUACCGGACGGCAAGGUCAUCAAGGUGGGUAAGGAGCAGCUCCAGUGCCCCGAGGCUCUCCUCCGCCCCUCGGUGCUGGGUGUCCACGCACCUGGUGUCUCCCAACUCGUGCGAGAGAGCAUCGAGAAGUGCGAUAGCUCCCUGCGGGAGAACAUGUACUCCAACAUCGUCUUGUCAGGCGGCUCUUCCCUGUUCCCUGGGUUGGAGGAAAGGCUCAAGGCGGAACUCGAACAGCAGAUGUCCCCAGGGAGGGCGACAGAGGUGAACAUUAUCGCCCCUCCAGAGAGAAGGUACUCCUGCUGGAUAGGUGGAGCUAUUCUUCCCACCCUCUCCACAUUCCAGCACAUCUGGGUCCUUAAACAGGAGUACCAAGAAUCAGGGCCUGGAAUAGUCCAUCAGAAAUGCCUGUGAAGUAAUGCCACCUGAUCGAACUGUUCCUUCAGUAUCCAUAGCUCAAUUUUUUGGCUUUCAUAGUACAGACAUUCUGCAAAACCUGUGCGUAUCAUCUUUGAUGUACAGGAUGUAUCUUGUAGACGUGACAUUUGUUUCAAAUUUCACCGGUUUCAAAAAUGAAUUAUGUUAACUACUGGUUCGGGCAUACAGGCAACCCAUUGGACAUUUUUAUUGUCAAUAUCAAUAUUGAUAUUGAAAGAUUACGGUAGAUAUAACCUUUACAAAAACAGGAUUUUCAGAAGCAUGGAACUAUAAAAUUGCCCCCUUUUGCGACAUGAGCUGCUAGCGAUAUUUUCAGGGUUCAGCACAGUGAUGAGGACCCACAGAGUGGAAUUUUAUUUUAGAAUAAAGCAAUAAACAAACACACAAGCCAGUGUUUAUAAGCAUCAUGCAUUUGAUGACAUAUUUGUAGAGAUAUUUCAUUGGGGUAGUUAUGCUUUUUAACUGAUGCCAUCAUCAUUUGUGGUGGAAGUUGACAAAAUGUUACUUUGGACAGCAACAUUACUGACUAGCCAGGAAGAGACCACCUUGGUUUAAACGCUUCUUGCGUUUAAAUGAUUUUUCAUGAAAAAUCUGACAGAAGUGUACUAAAUGAGAUUUAAUAUGAAAUACUCGUGUCAACAUCAACCCUCAAUCGCAGACAAGACUUACAAUUUUGUAUCUGUAUCUGCAUCUGUCCGUUCACGUACAAACACAAUUGCUGGUUGUUACAUACGUUGGGGGGGUCAUGUGCAAAGUCGUGAUUGAAUAUUGAAGUGAGCCUUUGAAGUCAGCGUCUUGGUGUUGAUGGCUUCUAAAUUGGCUUUAAAAGUCUUGACGUCGGGGGCGAUGCGUAGGUCUUGGUCGAGGUGAUUCCAUUCACGACUAGACU